AUGUCAUCAUACUUACUCUCUGCUAAAGAAUUCUUCGCAGGGCUUUUAGAUCUUGAUGUUUCAAAUUCCCUGGAAUUUAUUGAAAAUAAAGUCCUAUCAUUUCUAGAUGCAGUUAACGUUUUAUUUAAAGAGCUAGGAAAUUCCCCAGGAUCUAUUGCAAAGGUAUUGAUAUCGGUGGCUGUGGUUGUGGUAACGGUAGUAAAAGUAUUGGUAGCAACUGGGUUUUUCCAAAAAACGGCCUCCGUCUGUUUGGUGAAGGCAAAAUCAAUAAGACAAUCUUCACUACAUAUUCCAAGAACUUUAAUAUGGCAUGCAUACGUAUGGCCCUUUGUUGGCUUUUACCUGGCAUGGUUAUAUAUAUAUUUGUUUGCAUAUGACGAACUCCUUGUAUCAGAAGAAUGGACAUUUUUGACACUUGGUAGUUUAAUCACCACCAACGCACUAUUAUUUUUGAGUUGUCAAUGGAGUGUUCGGCUGAAAGCUCUUUUCACAUGUAAAAGUGUUUUGGUUAACGAUAUUUAUAAAGCACGAGUCAUAAAGAUUAUACCUGCGCCUCAUAAAGGAAAAGGCGAGAUCUGCCCGUUAUAUCAUGCAGAAAAUGGCGAAAUAUCGUUUCAGUACCAAAAGAGAAAGUAUAUUUGGGACGAGGAUCGCAAAGAGUUUUAUAAAUUAGCGUAUCCGAGUGAUGCGGCUACACUAUUACAUGACUACCAAAAUCACAACGGGUUACAAGGCGACGAUGAGAUAAAUGCUACCAAAGAAAAAUACGGGUUCAAUAGGUUCGAAAUUCCUGUACCUACUUUUCGUGAACUUUUCAAAGAACACGCGGUUGCUCCAUUUUUUGUCUUUCAAUUAUUUUGUGUUGGACUGUGGAUGAUGGAUGAAUAUUGGUACUUUUCAGUGUUCACGCUGUUUAUGCUAGUGAUGUUCGAGUCGACCGUUGUUUUUCAGCGCUUAAGAACUCUGGCGGAAUUUCGCACAAUGUCGAUUAAACCAUAUAGCAUUCAUGUAAGAAGGAAUCUUCAUUGGAUAACAGUUAAUUCGGAUGAACUUUUACCCGGUGAUUUAGUCUCAAUAGUUCGUUCAAAGGAAGACUCGGGUGUUCCUUGUGAUAUGUUGAUUAUACAUGGUUCAUGCAUUGUUAAUGAAGCUAUGCUUUCUGGUGAAUCGACGCCUUUAUUGAAGGAAUCUAUUGCCCUUCGUGAUGGCAACGAUAUUCUUGACAUGAAUAGCAUCGACAAAAACAGUAUUCUAUUUGGUGGCACAAAAGUUCUUCAAGUCACUCCACCUGCCAAAGAGCACCCUUUAUCAGCCCCAGAUAAUGGAUGCAUUGCAUAUGUCAUUCGUACCGGUUUUGGCACUGCUCAAGGGAAACUAGUUCGCACUAUGGUAUAUAGUACCGAACAUGUUUCUGCCAAUAAUUUGGAAUCGUUCCUAUUUAUUCUUUUCCUUUUGGUAUUCGCAUUGACUGCUGCUGGAUAUGUGUGGAUUAAAGGUGUUGAAAAUGAUCGAAAGAGAUCAAAACUUUUAUUGAAUUGCAUAAUAAUCGUUACAUCGGUAGUACCACCCGAGCUGCCAAUGGAACUUUCUUUGGCUGUGAAUACAUCUUUGGUGGCAUUAGCUAGAUACGCAAUUUAUUGUACCGAACCAUUCAGGAUUCCGUUCGCGGGAAAAAUUGAUGUUUGCGCUUUUGAUAAAACCGGAACACUGACCGGGGAAAAUCUUGUAGUUGAGGGAAUCGCUGGAAUUCAUCCUAAUGACCCCAAAAUUUUAGUCAGUCCUCCGGAGGCAUUGAGAGAGACAAUACAGACGCUUGCUGCUGCUCAUGCAUUAGUUCUUUUGGAUGAUGGUAUUGUCGGUGAUCCAAUGGAAAAGGCAACAUUAGAAGCAUUGGAAUGGAAACUCUUAAAAGGCGACAUUGUUGCUCCGGACAAUUCUCAGUCUGCUCGUUUCCAACAACGCUCUCAACUUCAAAUACGCCGCCGCUUCCAAUUCUCUUCUGCAUUAAAACGGAUGUCAAGUGUGUCGACACUUUCAGCUCCAAGGAAUUCAAAGACUUUUGUCGCUGUCAAGGGCGCACCCGAGACAUUACGUCAUAUGUACGUGUAUGUACCGGAUGACUAUGAAGACACAUACAAGUUUUUUACCCGUCGUGGAAGUCGUGUUCUUGCAUUAGGCUAUAAAUAUUUGACGGUUAAUUUGAAUUCUGAAGAGAUAAAUAAUUUAACACGGGAAUCGGUUGAAAGUAAAUUGAAUUUCGCUGGGUUUUUGAUAUUUCAUUGUCCAUUAAAAGAUGAUGCCAUUUCAACUCUCACUAUGUUGAAUGAAUCUGCUCAUCGGUGCGUUAUGAUUACUGGUGAUAAUCCUUUAACUGCUUGCCAUGUUGCAGAAACAGUUAAAAUAAUCGAAAGAGAUGUAUUAAUCUUAGAUUUACGUGAGGAAGCCACAAGUGAUGAUGAUCUCAUUUGGAAGUCGGUUGACGAAAAGACCAUCAUCCCUGUGAAUCCAGUCGAUCCAAUAGAUCCGAAAAUCUAUAAUGAUUAUGAUUUAUGCGUAACUGGCGCUGCAUUAUCUUGUUAUGAAAAUAAGCCACACGUUAAAGAGUUACUUGCACGCACAUGGGUUUAUGCGCGGGUGUCUCCAGGACAAAAGGAAUUUAUCCUGAGUGGGCUUAAACAAGCAGGAUAUACAACAUUAAUGUGUGGUGAUGGAACGAAUGAUGUAGGCGCACUUAAACAAGCUCAUAUCGGUGUUGCUCUUCUUGACGGCACAAUAGACGAUUUAAAGAAAAUCGCUGAGCAUCAAAAAACACAACGACUAAAAGACAUACGUCCUCCACCACAAGUUGAUCGAUUAGCAGAACAACUAUUAGGAGAUCUUGACGAAGAGCCACCUACAAUCAAAUUAGGCGACGCGUCAGUAGCUGCGCCUUUUACUUCUAAACUUGCUAAUGUGUCUGCAAUACGACAAGGUCGUUGUACGCUUGUCGCGACUAUUCAAAUGUACAAAAUUCUUGCUCUGAAUUGCCUGAUUUCCGCAUACAGUCUAAGUGUAUUACAUUUAGAAGGGAUAAAAUACGGUGACUUGCAAGCCACAAUUUCAGGCAUGAUGCAAGCAGUAUGUUUUCUUUGCAUCUCAAAAGCCAAGCCACUUGACAAACUCUCGAAAGAACGUCCUCAAGCAAAUGUAUUUAAUUUUUAUAUAAUUCUAUCGAUCUUGGGACAAUUUGCUAUACAUAUCGCGGCAUUAGUAUAUGUUGUUGAUUUGGUGUUUAAAUUCGAGGCAAAGAGAAUAGUAGAUGUCGAUUCUGAAAGUGAAUUUGAGCCUAGUCUAUUAAACACAGCUGUAUAUCUAAUUGCACUUUCAAUGCAAGUGUCGACAUUUGCUAUCAACUACCAAGGACAUCCAUUCCGAGAAAGCCUACGAGAAAACACAUUCCUUUAUUACGGGUUAUUAGGUGUAGGCGCCAUUGCUAUAGCCGGUGCCACCGAAUUCGUCCCGGAACUCAAUUCUUGGUUGUCACUAGUACCACAACCUUUUGAUUUCAAAACAAAGCUCACCGCCACCAUGCUUCUUGACUUUGGUCUCGCGUGGGUAGUUGAAAUAAUAUGUAAAUUUUUCUUUGCACACAACAAACCGAAAGCGAUCGCACGGAGGAUAUCGAUAUCAAAAUCGAAAACAAAAUCAUCGACGACAAAUGAGAAAAAGGGAAAAUAUCGGAUCCAACAAAAUGCUGAUUAUGGGCAUGAAUUGGCGGCCGCUGCUUCCACUGUUCUCGCGAGUUCAAUGGUUCCACGAUCUAUUAAAAAUCCAAAACCGAUUCCAUUGACAUUAAGCAUUCUGUCAGUGGGUUCACAACAAUAUGGGAAAGACCGCGUAAGGCUGGUCAAAGUCAUUCGGAACGGCGAUUGGCAUGAAGUUGUAGAAUUAACGAUACGCGUCCUCUUGGAAGGAGGUUUUGAAGAAGCGUAUACUAAAGCAGACAAUUCCUUAGUAAUUGCAACAGAUUCUAUAAAAAAUACUGUAUACAUUCUUGCAAAAAAAUCCGCCAAAGUCCAACACAUUGAAUUGUUUGCUAUUGAAAUCGGAGAUCAUUUCAUUUCCCAGUAUAGUCAUGUGUCCACUGUACAUGUCUCGAUUAUUAAACAUCGAUGGACGAGAAUGUUGAUCGAUGGAAAACUGCACAAUCAUUCUUUUUUACGUGAUGGUGAUUAUACUAGGAGUACGCGUGUCAUUGCUUCUAGGAAUACAGGUGUAGAAUACUCGGUUAUGAUUGAUUCUGGAUUAAAAGAUUUGUUGGUGUUGAAAACUACCGGGUCCGCGUUUCAUUCUUUCGUUAGAGAUAAGUACACAACUCUCGAGGAAACAGACGACAGAAUUCUUUCGACGAGUAUAGAUGCCACCUGGACUUUUAAAAUCCCGAAUUCAGCAUCAAUCACUAAGAUUCCCUUUGAUGAUAUAUAUGCCUCUAUUCGUGAUGUUACGUUAAAGACGUUUUCCACGGACAAUAGUGCAUCUGUACAAGCGACAUUAUAUUUAAUGGCUAAACAAGCACUUGAAAAACAUCCAGAAUUGGAGAGUGUCUCUUAUGCAUUACCUAACAAGCAUCAUUUCGCGUUUGAUCUUGAACGUUUUGGCUUAAAGAAUAGUGGGAAGGAUGCCGAUAUUUUUGUUCCUUUUAGCGAUCCUUCGGGAUUGAUUACUGCAACGAUUGCUCGCGCUAAAUUAUAA
Ambispora gerdemannii is the source of this 4731-nucleotide messenger RNA. NCBI's taxonomy places the organism in Eukaryota, Fungi, Glomeromycota, Glomeromycetes, Archaeosporales, Ambisporaceae. The record is from the annotation of a GenBank genome assembly.